AGUUCAUUGAGUGUUAUCGAAUUUGUAUUUCGAAUGAUUCGAUAGCAUAAUAUAAUAAAGUGGCAAUUUUAUGAAAAUCUCAAUGCUGGCACAAAUAUAUCAGAGUUUAAAAAAAGUACGACUCGUAUUUGUGAAGCGCAAAAUGGAAUAUGUUAAAAAUAAAGCCAGGUAUUCACGGGCUGAUCUUUUAGCACUGCGAUAUGAAGCAAGUGCACAACAGCGCCCAAAUUGUGCAAAUAAAUUGGAGCUGCAAACUUUAAAUUUUUGGAAAAUAGUUGGACUUCCCACAUCGGCGAAUGUAAAUAGCAGCAGUAACAAUACCUGCUACGUGAAUAAAUCUGGAAUUUCGCCGGAUAGGGAUAGAGAAAGUAUCAAUCUAACCAGUUCCACAAAUGUGCUGAGUUCCAGACGAGCGCUGCGUAAUAGAGAACGAGCUCACAACUACUAUCAACGUUUUAGCUCGAGCGAACAACAAAUUGAAGACAGUCAGGGUCAGUCCCAGAUAGCAGUAAUCCCGGGUAGUGUCAGUAGUAAUAUAUCAUCGUAUAAAACAACGGCCCAUAUAGAUCAACGUAGCAUUUCUUCUUCGCAUUUAAUGCCAGCUUUUGCUAAGCGACGAUUCGUAACUGUAUCUGGAGGAGGAGCCUGUAACGAGGCGUCAAAUGAACCCCAGCAGGUCAAAGUAAAUGCAUCAUUAAUGAUCUAUACAGAUCGAUCAUUAAAUCCUAAAGAUGUCAAUGCUGAUAUAAAAGCCCAGCUGCGCCAUCAUAAUAAUUCAUUAGGAUCAGGUUCACCGGUUGAAUGGGAACGUACUGAAAAUCAGUCAAACAGUCAACGAUGUCAUGAUAAAUCGUUAACGCUGUCACCGACAUUUCAAUCGCUACGUCAACAGGGAACGGGUAUAAGUACUCAGGAAAGGCGUAUUGGAAGUGGGAGACUUUUGCCACGAAAUGAUAAUUGGGAAUUUAAAACCAGGAGACUGAUGCGUCUAAAAGUAAUCUUGAUAAUGAGCAAGUUCAGAAUGGAAGUAUUUCGAGUCAACAUCGCGCAUUUAGCUGCAAAGCUAAUGAUAAAUCAAACGAUAAUCUCUCCGAUCGUGAUCGACGUCGAGAGGAUAGCAAAAAGAAUGCAGUUAGUACACGGCGCGUCUUUAACAAAGAUAAAUUUAACUUCAUGGAGUCAGCAAAUCAAUCAAUCAAUCGAGGGAGGAGAGGCACUAAUAACUUGUACCAUCAAACAUGAUGCCUAUGAACCUGAAUGGUUUAGUGCUGGUCCAACUUCACAACAUGAAACAAUUGAUUUGCAUGGAUUUGAGGAUAUCGAAAGUGAGGAACGACCGUCAAAAACGGAUGCAGCUCUGAAGGAUCCUAAUGAAACAUCAAAUAAGCAAAUUGUUAUUGAAACAACUGCAACAAUUGGAUCAAGAAGCAGUAGCGUUGGCAGCUUAAUUCAAAUUGAAUCGAGUAAUUAUGACAUAAUGGAUUCGAAUGCAACGGCUGUAUUAGGCGAUCCACAGAAUAAGCACCACAAUCAAAUUUGUAAAGCGGAUGUUGAGUUCAAUUUCGAUGCCUUUCUUAGCAUGGAUCCCAUGGAUCAUUCUCUUAUGAGAAAGGAAGGAGAAGUACAUAGGCAAAUUACAGAAACUUCACGAUUUAGCCGAUGGUUUUCACCCAAUGAACCAGCAAGUAAUAAUGAAAUUACACUUUCUUCUACAUUAGAAACACAAGAAAUACCCAGUGUGAAGGAUUUAGAAGCGCAAAUGAAAAAAGUAGAUUUACGUGCUGAGUAUUUGAACGUAAACUCCUUAACAAACAGCCUGAAGCCAAUACCCACCACAGAGCAUUCUGAUGAUAAAUCUUUACCAAGAGAUACUGAAGCCUUUAAAAGACUAUUGCAACAACUAGGAUCCCAAACUAGUGGUCAUCCAGUGGCAGAUUCCUACCUGAUAAAUGUAGCAGCUGUACGCGGCGGUCCUAUUGCUAAUGCUCAAGAUCUGUAUAAGCCCAUUGCUCAAAUUAAAAACACGAAAUACUGUCAUAUCAACAACAGCGCAUUGUUAAAAAUGACUCAAAUUUACCACAUGGACAUAAUAAUGACUCAAUGCAGUUGCCACAAAAUAUUCUGCAAACUCCAGUUAUGCCGAGUCCUCUUGAUGCUAUCUUACCUGGACCUGAACAUAGUUCUUUACCCUUGCAAACGCAAAAACGCGUCGAUGUUCAACACCUUCUUCAAAGACAGCAAACUGGUUGUCAACAAAGAUGUUAAUCGAGUUGUAAUUGUGCUGUAUAAGCCGAGCCACUUCUGCGGCCUUGCCAAUGGCAAAGACUUCUGCCUGGAAGAUGCUGCAAAAUACAACAGCUCAGUCCAGGAGAUGAUUGCAACGGUUCUGUUUGAAUGUACUAAUUCCGGACGGUUUGUUGCUCAACAAAAAUCUUUAAAUUUGCAUAAUGAUGCAAGUCCUACGAAUGUUGUCAAGAAUUAUCCGUUGUUGAAUAGAAAUCAUGGUGCUCUCGUUUCCGAAGAUUUAUUUUCCAAUAUAUCAAAUCAAGUUACUAAUCAACAUCAACAACCCCUGAGACAUAGCAAUUCGCCGACCCCAUUGGCGUUUACACCAACUUCGGUCUUGAGGAAAAUGACAGCAGAUAAGGAAACAACAUCGUUAUAUAGCAACAACAAUAACGCCAUCAACUAUCAGCAACAACAAUAUCAUCAGAAUUAUCAUCAAUUACCUACGUCGUUUACAAAAUGUUCAAAUGUACACAAUAUGAUGAAUGAUUCAUCAGUCAUUACAGCAGGUAUUAAUUUGCAGCCUAGAAUGAUUUUGGGCGGCAAUUACGCAAUCCAAAAUCAGAAUCAGUUGAAUAACCCACAAGUGUCGCCGAAAAUACUGCCGCAACAGAUGUCACAAUCUCGAGGUCAACAAACCUCGAAAUGGCCACCAGCAAGUAAAUCAUAUGGACGCCCAAUUCUUAAAGGAAAUAUGAAUUCUGCACUGACAGUGUCUUCAUUUAACAAUAUGCAACAACAAAUUAAUCAACAAAGACUUAAGUCCAUGCAACAAACAGAUGCAAUAAACUCUGAAAGUGUUCAAGGCAGUGGACCAUCGCCACAACAAAAUAUACAUAAUGACGGAAUCUCUCAGCAAAUACAGCAUCAACAUUAUUUACAACAGCAACAGCAGCAACAAUCUAGACUUAGAUUAAUGCAUGGAGAUCUACAUUGUCCAACUAAUAUACCAAUUAAGCCAUCGGCAUCCAUUAUAGGAGGUGGCACCGAUGAUAAAAGUUUGAUGAACAACCGGCUCAGCCCGUUGAACUACCACAGAGAUGACCACUUAUCGCCAACAGCAAAUCAAUUGUCACAAUGGUUUUCCCCGAAUUGCUAGCCAGAGCAUCUGCUGGUAAAUUACCACUCUUAAAUAUGAACCAAGCUCUUAGUCUGGAAGAAUUUGAGCGAAAUAUACAACAUUCCUCAGCUACAGUGCUGAAUUGAAGAACCCUAAGAUACAAGUCCAGCUAAAAAUAAAAUCAUUAAAUUAAUCAAUUAGCCGAAAUGAAUAGUGAAUUAUGUAAACAGCAAUUUCUUUGUUUCAUAAGUUUUUCCGUUCAUAUAUUGCAUUAGUUACCAGCAAAAAUGAUGUGUAUGAGUACAUUUUUCAAUACAUUAAUAAUUUGAUAAUACAUUUUAUAUAUUUGAACUCGAUUUUUCUAUUAAAUAUAUUAAUAUUAUAAAUAUAUAAUUAACUAUAAUAUUUAAAAAUAAAA
Molecule: messenger RNA, 3764 nt
Organism: Drosophila sulfurigaster albostrigata
Lineage: Eukaryota; Metazoa; Arthropoda; Insecta; Diptera; Drosophilidae
Product: eukaryotic translation initiation factor 4E transporter
Biological process (GO): negative regulation of translation
Cellular component (GO): cytoplasm; nucleus
Molecular function (GO): mRNA binding
Source: RefSeq, a predicted model, not a curated record